GGGGGGCCGGAGAACGGGGGCCGGGCGGGGACAGGGGCCCCUGCGUAGCUGGACCGCGAGCCCGCGCCCAGCCUGCGCCGCCCCCACCCGGCCCCGGUCCGUCCGCCCGGCCCGACCCCAUCCCAUCCGUUCCUGGUCUCCUCCCGAUCCGACCGGUUGCCCGGCUGUGGCGCGCCACAUCUGGCUUCCAAAGCUGGGCUUCUCCUCCAGUCCAGGCUCGCUUUCGUUUUAGAGAUGUCUGGCCUCUUUCCCAACCGGCCCGCCUUCAAAACCGGGACCUGGCACCUGGCAGCUGGCUUCCCUUCUCUCUACUAAGACUCCACUUGCCUCUACCCCACUUCUUCCUCCGAGUCUUCGUUCCCCCUGGUUGGAGACUGCUCACUUCCUUUCCAGAUCAAUCCCUGACCCCUCCCUAAACAUUGACAACCUUGACGAGCCCCUCAGCUGAGGAGCCAGACUUCAAUUGGACGCGCCUCCACAGCGCUGUCAUGGAGGCUGUGUACCUGGUAGUGAACGGGGUGGGCCUGAUGCUGGACGUGCUGACCUUGGUGUUGGACCUCAACUUCCUGCUGGUGUCCUCCCUCCUGGCUUCCCUGGCCUGGCUCCUGGCCUUCAUCUACAACCUGCCACACACGGUACUGACGAGUCUUCUGCAUUUGGGCCGUGGAGUCCUGCUUUCACUGCUGGCCUUGAUCGAAGCCUUGGUCCGGCUCACCUUUGGGGGCUUGCAGGCCUUGUGCACCCUACUCUACAGCUGCUGCUCAGGCCUGGAGAGCCUGAAGCUCCUGGGACACCUGGCCUCUCAUGGGGCACUGCGGAGCCGGGAGAUACUGCACCGAGGCAUCCUCAAUGUGGUCUCCAAUGGCCACGCUUUGCUGCGCCAGGCCUGUGACAUCUGUGCCAUCGCCAUGAGCCUGGUGGCCUAUGUGAUCAACAGCCUGGUCAACAUCUGCCUCAUUGGCACUCAGAAUCUCUUCUCCCUGGUGCUGGCCCUGUGGGAUGCAGUGACAGGGCCUCUGUGGAGGAUGACAGAUGUGGUGGCCGCCUUCCUAGCACACAUUUCCAGCAGUGCUGUGGCCAUGGCCAUCCUCCUUUGGACUCCCUGCCAGCUAGCCCUGGAGCUGUUGGCCUCAACCGCUCGCCUCCUGGCCAGCUUUGUGCUUGUCAAUCUCACCGGCCUGGUGUUGCUAGCCUGCGUGCUGGCAGUGACGGUGACUGUAUUGCACCCAGACCUCACCCUGAGGCUGGCUACCCGGGCACUCAGUCAGCUUCAUGCCAGGCCGUCCUACCACCGUCUCCGAGAGGACAUCGUGCGGCUGUCUCGCCUGGCACUGGGCGUGGAGGCCUGGCGCCGAAUCUGGAGUCGCAGCCUGCAGCUGGCAAGCUGGCCAAACCGGGGAGGGGCACCCGGAGCCCCUCAGGGUGGCCCUCGGAGGAUGUUCACAGUCAGGACCCAGGGACAGGACAUUCCUCCUGAAGCAGGGCCCAGGUCAGAGGCAGAAGAGGAGGAGGUCAGGACCAUCAGAGCAUCAGCUGCUCGGGGCCGUGAGAGGCUCAAUGAGGAGGACCCUGUGGCUGGGCAAGACCCCUGGAAGUUGCUGAAGGAGCAGGAGGAGCGGAAGAAGUGUGUCAUCUGCCAGGACCAGAGCAAGACAGUCCUGCUCCUGCCUUGCCGGCACCUGUGUCUGUGCCAGGCCUGCACCGAAAUUCUCAUGCGCCACCCCGUCUGCCACCGCAACUGUCCGCUCUGCCGUCGGAGCAUCCUGCAGACCCUCAAUGUCUACCUCUGAAGACUCCCUGACCCUGCCUGCUCACCCCGCCACGCUCCACACAGGCACCUGCACUAGGGCAGCAUUAACACCUCAUCUUUGGGGCCUGGCCUGAAUCCUUUCUUGCCCUCAUGGGCAUGACUGACAUGCCAAGCCUCCAAGCCAUAAAUCCAGGACAUGAAGAUUGCGUACUCCAGAAGACAAUGAUCUGGGUGGGGGCAGGUCCCGUAGUUUCUCCUUCCCCAGCAGGUCCCUCAGAUGCUGAGGGUGGUGAGUAUGUACUAUGCAAGGGCCUUGGGACUGUUGAGGUCUCUUCUGUCUGCCCAGGGACCACAGACGCCAGCCCUGGGGCUACCCCUCUGUGCUUCUGCAUCCUCCUGCUCCCUCCCCAGCUUCUGCAGCCGCAACACAUCAGUGUCCAUUGGUGUUUUGGCAACUCAAGGGCCUUGGAGUAAUCUUGAACCUUCGUGUUCGGCUAGAGCCCCAGCACCCUGGAAGGACAUGGGGUUAGCCUCUCAGGUGCCCUUAGAGCCACGGCUGCCUGUCACGACCUUCUGUGGCUCCCUUUCAACCUGAUCCAAAAACUGGGUCUGGAGUUUGCCCCCAGCGGGGUGUGUGCACCUGCACUUGGCUUUGGGACCAUGUGCCCUCUGGCCUCCCCAUUCCACAGGGAGCUGUAGGAGCAAUAACCAGAUUUCGGUUUUCACCUCUCCCCACUUCACAUAGAAACCUGCAUUCCUCUUUUGUCUGUUUCCCCCUGGCACCAGGGAAGGCAGACUGCACAGUUCACUAGGGUCCAAACACAGGUGGGGCCAGGGCCCAGGGGCACGCAGCUCCUGGGGACCCCUCCCCCCCGGCCAUUUCCAAGGAAUAAAGUUGUGUUGACAGCUC
Tupaia belangeri chinensis (Chinese tree shrew) is the source of this 2660-nucleotide messenger RNA. RefSeq names its product ring finger protein 26 (gene RNF26). Gene Ontology annotation, molecular function: ubiquitin protein ligase activity. Gene Ontology annotation, biological process: protein ubiquitination; ubiquitin-dependent protein catabolic process. The record is from RefSeq and is a predicted model, not a curated record. The coding region runs from base 489 to 1790 and encodes 433 amino acids. NCBI's taxonomy places the organism in Eukaryota, Metazoa, Chordata, Mammalia, Scandentia, Tupaiidae. The transcript has a single exon.